Messenger RNA from Amphibalanus amphitrite, 2518 nucleotides. RefSeq names its product serine-enriched protein-like. NCBI's taxonomy places the organism in Eukaryota, Metazoa, Arthropoda, Thecostraca, Balanomorpha, Balanidae. Gene Ontology annotation, molecular function: protein binding. The record is from RefSeq and is a predicted model, not a curated record. The transcript has 8 exons. Bases 498 to 1667 code for a protein of 389 amino acids.
GGGGAGUCGGGGGCGGGCGGGGGCGCGGGCGGCCGGCAGGAGCAGCCCGGUCGCGCACAUUGAUCGGCACCCGGUCCGGUCGGUUCGUCGGAAGUCGUCGGCGCCGACGGCGAGCCCGACGGCGGCGACGCGGCCGAGUGGGGACCUGAGCGGCGUCCCGGCUGUCGUUCAGUUCCCGGGAUGAUCGGCUCGUCAGGUGUUGGUCAGUUGCAGUCGCCUGGUGACACAGAGGCAGAUCGAUAAGGAGGCUGAACGCGGGGAGACGUCGACACCGGGUUCCGUGUGAGGCGUCGGGGCGGAGGAGAAGCGGUGCGCGCGGCGGACUGACGAUACCAGCAACAAGUGGACGAUCGUGGGAGCUGCACCGGGGGCUGCUGACGCUGCCAGCUCGUCCAGGUGCUGCCUGUGCUAGCGGAGCUGAAGAGCGUGACGAGGCUGGACAACGUGAGCAGCGGUGUCUGCCUCGCUGUGAUAGAUAGCUGUGAUCGAGUCGGUCAAUGAUCGACGCUCGCCCCACCAUGGCUGAGGCCUUGGCUGAAGAGCCCGACUACAACAUAUUCGAGAACAAGACGGGGCUGGCUGAGGACCUCAAGUUUCUGGCGAGUAUGCCGGAGCUGUGUGAUGUGACGUUUCUGGUCGGCGACACUCGGGAGCCCGUCUGCGCCGUCCGCGCCGUCCUGGCCUCCCGCAGCAGAGUAUUUCACAAGAUGUUUUACUCGUCGUCAUCACCUCAGAGGAAGAAAGAUCAGCCUCAGAAGGAGAAUAAGCUCAGGUUAUUUCUGAAAAGAAGCAGCGAGCCACUCCUCAACAUUCAAAAUCCGACAGAAAAGCGUCAUGGCUUCUCACAACAGCUGGCUACUAUCCCCGAGCCGAACCAGAGUCAGCAUCAGACGCUCAUCAUUGAGGAGUUUGAGCCAGACGUGUUCCGUCAGCUCAUCGAGUACGUUCACACGGGCUGCGUGACGCUGCAGCCGCGCACUCUGCUCGGUCUAAUGAACGCCGCCGACUAUUACGGACUGGACGAGCUGCGUCGUGCCUGCGCCGGCUUCGUCCAGUGUUGCAUCAACGUGGACACCGUGUGCGCCCUGCUGGCCUCCGCAGAGCGAUACAUACAGUACAAAUGCACCAAGUCCAUGGUUCAGAAGGUGCUCGAGUUUGUCGACAUGCACGGUAACGAGGUGCUCAGUUUGGGCUCGUUCACACUGCUGCCUCAGCACGUGGUCAGGCUGAUCCUCGUGCGAGAGCUGAACGCAGACGAGCUCACCAAGUUCCAGGCGGCUCUGAUGUGGUCCAAGAAGUAUUGCGACAACUCGAACCUGGACCUGGGUGAGGUCAUCUCCACCUUCCUCGAGUACAUCCAGUUCCACAAGGUGCCGGCCACGAUCCUGAUGAAGGACAUCCGCCCGCUGGGCAUCGUGCCCGACCACAUCAUCAUGAACGCGUUGGCCUACCAGGCCGACCCGAGCAGCGUCGAGCCGUGCAGUUCGCGGCUCUCGCCCAAACGGGCGCGGCGCCUGCCCGUGCAGAGCUCACUGGACCCGUACGGCAGCAGCACCACCCUCUCGUCCAGCACGUCCAGCGACAUCAACAGCGACCGGCACAGCUCGGACGGCAAGCACAGCUCCGAGGGCGGCUACACGGGCUCGCCGCUCGGCAGGAUAUCCUGAACGAAGCUGUCCCGAGGCGACAAGUAUCAGUUAUAGAAGGCUGGUGUACUCUGACGACCGAGACUCGAGUGGCUAUACUGCAGAUCAUAUCAGUUUGUGGCUGCAUCCAAGUAAUGUUGGUGGGGAGUUUGGGUGGAUUCAAAUGAAAAGAAGUUGAAAACCGUUAACCAAGAGAUACCUUUUCACGCAAUUAAAAGGCAGGGUGCAGAUAAAUGUUUUUGAAAGGGGUUGGUCGGGUUACUCAGGAUGGAGACAGACCUUGCAGAUGGACGCGCAGCUCCGUCAGUACAGGGUGAAAACGUCUCAGCUCCUGCUGAAACAGUCGGAUGAUCAUGUAGGUAGGUACGGACGUUCUGCAGUCUUGCAACUCCUCAAAUGUGUAUUUCGUUGCGUCCUGAACCCUGACUGCGGUCCAAAUCUCCCGAAGGUGUGUCACCAACCAUCACUUGAUUGCCACCCGCGAUGUUGUCGACUGUCGUCACAAGUGUUGCACCUUCAUGAUGAAAAAAUGACACGUUUUUAGAGUGAAAGUGCGGAGUCCGUAGGAAUGUUAUGUACCUAUUACCGUAUAUUUGGGGUCAAAUUAGCCCUGGAUGCAAUUUUCUCCAGUUUGUAUCCGACUGCGCUCAGAUUGUGUGACUUUGUUUUGAAUUGAACCGGAAUGAGUAACACUUGCCUGAGUAUCUAUACCUAUGGUCUAUGUAGCUUGUCUUUGAAACAUUCCAUGCAUACCUAUAUCUUUGAUCUUUUACACUCUGCAAUGGAUGUUUUGUAUCCAUCAGCACUGGGAAGGGAAACUCGUCAUUUAACGAUAUUCACCGCCUGUCAAAAAUAUACUUCUUAAAAGUAAA